CAGUAAAGGAAGUGAAGUUGAAGUGGAAGAAGCUCCGCGACAGCUACCGCGACGCGCUGAAGAGACAGAGCGAGAUGCUGGCCAAAGACCCCGCCAACCCUGCCAAGAAGAGCUACCCCUGGAAGUACAUGGGGCUGAUGCAGUUCCUGCAGCCAUACAUGAGCAACCGCAAGAAGCCGGCCAGCUCGCCGCCAUACCCGACGCCGCAGCAGGCCGCGGAGAACGGCCACGCCGAGCACUCGUCGUCGUCGUCCGACUCCGAGGCCGAGUCGGCGCCCAAGCGCAAGGGCUGCGAGCAGCUGACCGUCAUCGACCGCAAGCUGGACUACCUGUGCAAGGCGCAGUCCGCCAAGCGCGCGUGCCUGGACGCGGCGCCCUGCAAGCGCGAGCCGGCCGCGGCCGCGCCCGCGCCGCCCGCGCUGCCCGACCCGCUCGACAUCUUCUUCAACAGCAUGUGCCAGUCCACCAAGCGCUUUCCCUUCCCCACGCAGAUUAAGAUAAAGAAGACCCUGUUCAACGCGGUGAUCGAGGCGGAGGAGGCGCUGCUGGCGGAGCAGGCGAGCUACGCCAGCCUGUGGGCGGCGGGCGCGGGCUCGUCCUCCAGCAGCGAGGCGGGCUCGGACGACGAGCGCAAGCCCGCCUGAGCGCCCACCCCGAAUAAACUAAUUAUAAAUACCUACCUAGAGUACCUAGCACAUCUAUAAUUAAUUGAUUUAAUAGUUACCUAAUCCAGUGACUUCUUCAAAGCAAUUUCUCACUUACAUAAACUUAAUGCAUCCUGAAAAAAUACUGGUCAAGUGCGAGUCGGACUUGCGACACUGGUGGUCCCGUAAAAAACAAAUAAUUCGUAUGGUAUUAAGUAUAUGUAUUUUAUGCUGUAAAAAAGUUUGACACCACAGUUAGGAAUUCAUCCUUGAGUCGCGGGGGGUUUACAAACAUACGUAACUCUCAUGCACAAAGACACCAAGACUUAGACGAAUGCUUGUUAUUCGGGCAUCGCACAAGAUGACGUGAGAUACAGCCACUGACAGCCAGGUGAUAGUUGGACGGAUACACAGCGAUGUCUCAGUAAUAUUGCUCCGUGUUUGAGGACUGAACACCAAACAUGGUGUACGUGACCUUCAGCUGUUUCGUGAGCGUUAUUAACGACAGGACCCGUCCAUGGGUUGGGGCAUCUGAGAAAAAUAAACAUUUAUGAAUUGAAUUUUAUUUAGCGGUACCGCAUUACAAAAACUAUUGCAAUAAUGAAAGGAAAACUAUAUGGCAGUAAGUAGGUAUUGUAAGAAUGACUGAAAUAAUUAAGAAUAUACCAUUAUCAUAAAUAGUUUUAAGUUGGUUAAGAUUGUAAAUUACCUUGUAUGGAUAAUAUUAAUAUAGCUGCCUCCUUAUAAUUGUAAAUGUACACCUAUUCAAAUUCUAAACCUAUUGAUGUAUGUAUAUUUUAUGAGUAAGAAAGUUAAUUACACUUUUUAGCAAAGU
Molecule: messenger RNA, 1479 nt
Organism: Trichoplusia ni (cabbage looper)
Lineage: Eukaryota; Metazoa; Arthropoda; Insecta; Lepidoptera; Noctuidae
Product: nucleolar protein dao-5-like
Biological process (GO): regulation of transcription by RNA polymerase II
Cellular component (GO): transcription regulator complex; nucleus
Source: RefSeq, a predicted model, not a curated record